GAACCCCCCUUCAGGUAGCUGAAGGCUGCUAUCAAAUUCCCCCCCUCACUCUUCUCUACUGCAGACUAAACAACCCCAGUUCCUUCAGCCUCUCCUCCUAAGUCAUGUGCCCCAGCCCCCUAAUCAUUUCCCCCUUGCCCUUGGCUGGACUCCCUCCAGCAUGAGUAAGGGGGUCCCAAUCUGGCUCUGGUGAAUUAAACACAAGUGUGCAGGUGAGGCCAUGAGCGCGUCUCCUGCAUCUCCUCUGUUCGCAGGCACUUCCAGCCAAGCUGCUUGGGGGCUUGAUUUGGAAAGGGCCCAGGCGGUGCUGGGGGAAGUCAUCCCCAGAUCGCAGGCGGUGUUUACAGGCCGCCCUCCUGGGAGUUCUGCCCGGGGCUGACGGUCCCACUCUCGGGCUGCGCCGGGUCCCUUGGCAAACGGGAGCUGCAGGCACUUUCCACCGCGGCAAGGACAGAGGGUGAUGCCGGCACAGCCCGUGCCUGGCGCUUCAUCCGAGCCCGAGGGCAAGUCUCCGCGGUUGGACGCGCUAAUCUCUCCCCCGGCAAAGCCAACCCCGCAGCGAGGGGUGACCAACGAGCCCUGUCACCAGCGGGGACCAGGGCACUAUGGCACAGUCCGUCUCUGCCUUCCAGGCUGCCUACAUCACCAUCGAAGUGCUGAUUGCCUUGGUGUCUGUGCCAGGGAACGUCCUGGUGAUCUGGGCUGUCAAGAAGAACCAGGCUCUGCAGGACGCCACCUUCAGCUUCAUCGUCUCGCUGGCUGUGGCUGACGUGGCAGUGGGCACCCUGGUCAUCCCACUUGCCAUCGUUAUCAACGUCGGGCCGCGGAUGGAAUUCUACACCUGCCUGUCGGUGGCCUGCCCCGUCCUCAUCCUCACCGAAAGCUCCAUCCUGGCUCUGCUGGCCAUCGCGGUGGAUCGCUACCUGCGUGUGAAGAUCCCCCUAAGGUACAAGAGUGUAGUGACACCCAAACGAGCAGCUGUGGCCAUUGCUUGCUGCUGGAUCGUUUCCCUGCUCGUGGGGCUGACCCCCAUGUUUGGCUGGAACAACCUGAACAAGAUAAGGAGGACUCAGGAGGCGAACGCUAGCCACACGGCAUUCAUCAUCAGGUGCCAGUUCGAGAACGUCAUCAGCAUGGAGUACAUGGUCUAUUUCAAUUUCUUUGUCUGGGUGCUGCCCCCCUUGCUGCUGAUGCUCAUCAUCUACCUGGAGGUCUUCAACCUGAUCCGCAAGCAGCUCGACAAGAAGGUCUCGUCCAGCUCAUCGGAUCCUCAGAAGUAUUACGGGAAGGAGCUGAAGAUCGCCAAGUCCUUGGCACUGGUCCUCUUCCUGUUUGCACUGAGCUGGAUUCCGCUGCACACGCUCAACUGCAUCACCUUGUUUUGCUCGUCCUGCCAGACUCCCAGCAUCCUGACAUACAUCGCUAUUUUCCUGACUCACGGCAACUCGGCCAUGAACCCCAUCGUCUACGCCUUCCGGAUCAAAAAAUUCAGGACCACGUUCCUGCAAAUCUGGCACCAGUACAUCUGCUGUGAAACCGACAAGAACGCUAACAACCUGGACAACAACGAGCUGGGCGCCUGGCCGCUACAGAGAGCAGGGACCAUCCCAGAUAUGCCGUUCCUUGAUUUAAAAAGUCCCUUUAAUGUCCAAAGAGCAAACUUGGCUUCACCCCUUCCACACGCACACAAUUGUAAAUGACUGGUAGGGAAGGGGGAAGCAAAGACCCAGGAGACCUGAGAUGGUCAGACCAAGCCGACGUUUACCUGAGCUAGCAUAGGGCAUUAUUUAUUCACAGCCAUUGUACUGUUCUGAUAUUGUAGCCUGCACUGUUCUUUUUUUUUUUUUUUUAGGGUGAAGUGUAUCUAGAUAUUCAAAGGGGAACUGUCCAGUCAAAGAUGUGAUUUAUCUUUAACUCAAAUAAAAAAGAAAGACAGCAGCUCUGCAGCAUUAUGGAUGGGUUCUCGCUCCCGGGGUCUCACUGCGGUGCUCGCUCUUAGAACUGGGACAGCCAGAGGCUGCUCAAAUCUAAAAGGGGUAUGAGACAGGAGAGGGGCACAGAGUGGGACAAUGGGGAAGUGGCUUGAGGUUGUAAAUGUUCCCAUGUCCCUCUCUCCUACAUCUCCCAUAAGGAUUCCUGUGAUGCAGCCCCUCCCCUCACCGAGGGGGGAGAGUCAUGCAUCAUGGGAGAUGUAGUCCGACCAGGGAGUCCAGCCUGUUAUGGAGAAUGGAAGCAUAAGGCACCCAAACUAUUACUCCCAUAAGGCACCGUGGCAGCAUGUUGAAUAGAAACAUUUCAAAAUUUGACCAAAUUAUUUUGCUGAAAAGUUAAUUUUCUGAGGGAAAAAACCCUUAUUUUCCAACCAGAUUUAGGUUGACGACAUGAGGGCUAAGCUGCCCAAGUCUAGCAGGUCAGGCAUCUGGAUUUUAGCCAGACAGUCCUAUUUUUGGAAAGGUUUGUCCCUAUCUAGUACUGGUCAUGGCUCUGCCCCCGGCAGAAUGACCUCAUAUGCAUGGUCCAUGCAAGGUCACAAUGGUUCAUGUCAGGUCAUGGCGGUAGGGUAUGCCCAGUAUUCUGGGGAUGUGUCAGAGGCCACCCUGUCGUGCCCGCACUAUAGCUUCCACUGGUGGAGUUGGGACACCUGAAACUCCCAGUGCAGAUGCUCAGCCGGGGACUCUGGGGAUGAGUCCUCGGGGACUACAAAUAGGUGGUCUCUCUGUCUACACUGAACCCACAACUUGCUUCCAGACAGGCCUCCGAUGUGGAGCCUAGCCCAGACCUUAACCGUGCUUCAUAACCAGGCUAAGACAGGGCCUGACGGGACACAGGGCUACUUUUAGCUGCAGCUUCUCUCGCUCGUGCCUUGGCCUGCUUGCGGAGCCGGAGGCCUUCCCGAGGUAAGGGAGGUUGGCUUCCUCAGGUUCAUUAGCCUGAAUUGGUUGCUCUGGAAGCUCUGGAGCCAGGUGGCGCCUGUAUGUAGAUGCCACAAGGGUGAAAAUACACAAAUAGCCUUAGCCAGCGCUGCCAGGUCAACGACAUAGCAGGCCAUGAUCUGUGGACUGGCAGAUAUUCAGGCUGCCCUUUAGAGACAUUGGUCAGAGCAAAAGCCAUCUGCCCCCAGACUCCAUUGUGGUAGAAGCUUGUAUCAUGGGGGCUGCAGCCUCUUCGUUCACAUGCUCUGAGUUGUGAGUCACUGAUCUGCACUCUGAGCUCCCCUAGAAAGUCUUCCACCUGAGGGAGAGCGCGCGCCCCGGAGCUGCAACCUCCCCAGCCCCAGGAAGGAGGGCGGCAUGGCCCCGGCUCCCUGGAGCCCAGCAGCCCCGAGGAAGCCGGGCUCUAGGGGGUGGAGUGUGGGCUGGGCCACACCUGGCUGUUUGGGGAGGCUGGGGGAAGUCACUUCCUCCCGGGCUCUACAUCCCCCUAGGGACGGCCCUGUUACCCUACGCUCUGUACUCACCCAAGUUGGGCCUCCCCAUCACACUCCCCAUCACACAGAUUGUGCCGUUUGAGUGACCUGUCCUUUAUCACUUUAUCUUGUGCAAAUUUUAUCACUCAUUAUAUUAAGUUUUCUUCCAGGUCAUUGGUAAAGAUGUUAAAUAGUGUAGGGUCAAGAACCGAUCCCUGUGGGACCCCCACUGGAAACAGACCCGCUCAGUGAUGAUUCCCUGCUCCCAGUUACAUUUUGAGAGCUAGCUGUGAGUCAGGUUUUAAUCCAUUUAAUAUGUGCCGUGUUGAUUUUGUAUCAUUCUAGUUUCUUAAUUGAAAUUGCAUUCAGUACCAAGUCAAAUGCCUUACAGAAUUCUAACUAUAUUACAUUAACACUAUUACCUUUAUCAGCAAACUUGUAAUCUUAUCAGAAAAAAAGAUAUGCAAUUACUUUGACAGGCUCUGUUUUCCAUAAGCCCAUGGUGAUUGGUACUAAUUAUAUUCCCCUCCUUUGGUUCUUUAUUAAUUGACUCCUGUAUCAGCCACCCCAC
This is a messenger RNA of Chelonia mydas (Green sea turtle), 3977 nucleotides long. RefSeq names its product adenosine A1 receptor (gene ADORA1). The record is from RefSeq and is a predicted model, not a curated record. The transcript is spliced from 3 exons. Lineage: Eukaryota; Metazoa; Chordata; Testudines; Cheloniidae. The coding region runs from base 606 to 1700 and encodes 364 amino acids. Gene Ontology annotation, biological process: G protein-coupled adenosine receptor signaling pathway. Gene Ontology annotation, cellular component: dendrite; membrane; synapse. Gene Ontology annotation, molecular function: G protein-coupled adenosine receptor activity.